Molecule: messenger RNA, 720 nt
Organism: Anopheles stephensi (Asian malaria mosquito)
Lineage: Eukaryota; Metazoa; Arthropoda; Insecta; Diptera; Culicidae
Product: keratin-3, type I cytoskeletal 51 kDa-like
Exons: 2
Coding region: 91-636 (181 amino acids)
Source: RefSeq, a predicted model, not a curated record
UGCUAUUUAAGCGAUGUUCCUGGCACUUUGCUGGACAUAACCACUUUUGCACGUGCAAGUCCGACAAGUGAAUUCAUAUCGUAGUGCAAGAUGAGAUCCGCAGCUGUAGCGUUUCUGGUCCUGGCGCUAGCCGUAUCCUGUCAGGGCGCGCCAUCCGAUCGUGAGGACAUUGCUGGAUCGAAAGAUACCGCACUGGCAACGUUCCUGCAACCGCUGGAAGCGAAAUGGCGCGAUGAUCAAACCAUCCCCGAGCGUCGUUCCAGGGAAUUAAGCUACUUCGGCACAGGCUACAGCUACCACCCGUACGGAGGACAUCACAAUCCCCUGUACACGUCACCGUACAGUCAGCAGGCUUUGUACAGCAAUCCGUACAGCACACCCGGCUACGGUAUCGGAGGACUGAAUGGAUAUGGAGGUGCUGGAGGUGGACUCGGUGGGUUGGGGGUUGGUGGUGGCAUUGGCUAUCUAGGCACCGGGGCAGGUGGAUACCCUGGAGCACAGUUUGGAUACUCAGGCUUUGGACAGGGUGCCGGUGCGUAUCCUUAUGGCGGUGGAUUUAAUGUGGGGCAGAGUCCGUACGGUGGUGGGUACGGUACUCAGCUCGGAGGAUACUACAAUCGGGGGCUGUACGUUUGAGUGAAAAAAGGGUUUCGAAGCGGUCGUGGAUACUGGCUGACUGACAAAUAAAAACGAACUUUAGGUUAUUGUUUUGCUGCAAAA